Molecule: messenger RNA, 1592 nt
Organism: Micromonas pusilla CCMP1545
Lineage: Eukaryota; Viridiplantae; Chlorophyta; Mamiellophyceae; Mamiellales; Mamiellaceae
Gene: AMT1.2
Product: rvb1-like protein
Exons: 2
Coding region: 1-1437 (478 amino acids)
Biological process (GO): ammonium homeostasis; ammonium transmembrane transport
Cellular component (GO): plasma membrane
Molecular function (GO): ammonium channel activity
Source: RefSeq, a predicted model, not a curated record
AUGUCUCCGUGCUCCGCCGCCGAUGUCGCGACCCUCACGGCGUCAGGCAUGACGCAAGCAGUCGUCGACGUCAUAUGCGAAACCGGCGCGACCGCGAUCGAGCGACGCUCGCUCACCGUGGCCGCGAACGAACUCGCCAUCACGGGGCUUCAAGGGGCAGCCAACACGAACUUGCUGUUGUUCUGUUCCGCGCUCGUUUUUUUCAUGCAAGCCGGCUUUGCGAUGCUCUGCGCCGGCAGCAUCCGCUCGAAGAACGUCAUGAACAUCCUCAUCAAGAACGUGCUGGACGCGUGCGUCGGCGCGCUCGCAUUCUUCGCCGUCGGCUACGGGUUAGCCUACGGCAGGAAGACCAACAAGGACACCGCGGGCGCCUACAUCGGCGAAGGGAACUUUUUCCUCUCCAACUCAGCCACUCUCACCGGCGAGGGAUGGACCAAUUUCCUCUUCAACUGGGCGUUCGCCGCGGCCGCCGCGACGAUCUGCUCCGGAGCGAUGGCGGAGCGGACCCAGUUCGUGGCCUAUCUCGGCUACUCCGCGCUCCUCACCGGCUUCGUCUACCCCGUCGUCGUCCACUGGUGCUGGUCAUCGGACGGUUGGAUCUCCUCUUUCAACUCCUCCAAGUGGAGCGGCGUCGGCUUCAUCGACCUCGCCGGAUCCGGCGUCGUCCACAUGGUCGGCGGGUUCGCCGGUCUCAUGGGCGCGAUCAUGCUCGGUCCCAGAACCGGCCGCUUCGGGAUGAACGGCCAGCCGGUCCCGAUGCCCGGGCACAACGCCACGCUCACCGUCCUCGGCACUUUCGUGUUGUGGGUCGGAUGGUACGGGUUCAACCCUGGGUCCGUAUACGCGCUCAACGACCUCGCCUCCGCGGAACAGGUGGGGCGAUCCGCGGUCAUGACCACGCUCGCCGCCGCGACCGGCGGCGUCGCGACCUUGUUCCUUCACCGCGCCUUCAACAAGGUGUGGGACCUCGUCGCCGUGUGCAACGGCAUCCUCGCCGGCCUCGUGUCCAUCACCGCGGGCUGCCACGUGAUGGACACGCAUUGGACGAUCUUCACGGCCUUCGUCUCCGCGCUCAUCCUUCGCGGCUCCGCGAAGCUUCUCCUCAAGCUCAGGAUCGACGAUCCGCUGGAGGCGUUCCCCAUUCACGGCGCGUGCGGCGUGUGGGGGUGCCUCGCCGUCGGCUUGUUCGCGAAGAAAAAGUUCCUCGGUAACGAAAACUACGGCCUCGUGUUGGGCGGCGGCGGCGAUCUCAUCGGGGUCCAGAUCACCGGCGUCCUCGCGAUCGCGGCGUGGACCUCGGUCACCCUCGGCGUCUUCUUCUUCAUCCUGAGAAAGCUAGGGCUUCUUCGCAUCUCGGGGUCGGAGGAGAUGGAAGGCCUCGACACGAGCAAGCACGGAGGCUCCGCCUACAACAUGGAGAAGGGGGGGAUGUAUUGAUCGAUCGAUCGUCCGCGUCCGCGUCCGAUCGCGUCGCAUCGCGUCAUCGCGCGCGUCUUCGAUGAAGCGCGCGUCGCGCGUGAUGUACAGCUGUGAACUGCCCGUGAUUUUAUGUAUAUUUUGUGAUUAUUCGAUGUGGGUACGUAUACGAUACA